Messenger RNA from Malus domestica (apple), 1175 nucleotides. Its product is annotated as secretory carrier-associated membrane protein 4-like. NCBI's taxonomy places the organism in Eukaryota, Viridiplantae, Streptophyta, Magnoliopsida, Rosales, Rosaceae. Gene Ontology annotation, cellular component: trans-Golgi network membrane; recycling endosome membrane. Gene Ontology annotation, biological process: protein transport. The record is from RefSeq and is a predicted model, not a curated record.
AUCCCGCGUACGCGUCUCUCUCAGAAUAAAGUGGGAGUUGAGUAGUGUCACUCGCACAACAGAGUCUCUCUCUCUCUCUCUCUCUCUCUCUCUCUCUCUCUCUCUCUCCCCCCCGAGCGUGCACUACGUCUUCUGCAAGAUUUGGGGAUCUAGCUAUGAAUCGCCACCACGACCCCAACCCGUUUGACGAAGAAGUGGUCGAGGUCGAGGUCAAUCCCUUUUCGAAUGGUGCUGCUGCUCCUAAGUCAAAGUCACGAGUUCCACCAGUGUCAUCUGACCAUCUGGGUUUUGGGCAGAAACACGAUGCCACAGUCGAUAUUCCGUUGGAUACAAUGAAUGAUUCUAAGCAAAAGGCAAAAGAGCUUGCAACUUGGGAAGCAGAUCUCAAGAAGAGAGAAAAGGAUAUUAAACGUAGAGAAGAUUCUGUUGCAAAAGCUGGUGCCCCUGUUGAUGAUAGAAAUUGGCCUCCUUUUUUUCCAAUUAUUCACCAUGAUAUAGCUAAUGAAAUACCAAUACAUGCUCAAAAGCUACAGUAUCUGGCUUUUGCAAGUUGGCUAGGCAUAGUUCUUUGCCUAUUUUUCAAUGUGAUUGCGAUUAUCGUCUGUUGGAUUAGAGGCGGAGGUGUUAAAAUAUUUUUGCUUGCGACGAUCUAUGCUCUAAUGGGAUGCCCUCUUUCAUAUGUUCUUUGGUACAGGCCUCUCUAUCGUGCUAUGAGGACUGAUAGUGCCCUGAAGUUUGGUUGGUUUUUCUUGUUCUACAUGCUCCACAUUGGGUUUUGUAUUUUUGCGGCGAUAGCUCCUCCAAUUGUCUUUAAUGGGAAAUCAUUGACGGGCAUUCUUUCGGCAAUUGAUGUUUUCUCUGACCAUGUGGUGGUAGGGAUAUUCUACUUAACUGGGUUUGCCUUGUUUUGCUUGGAGUCUCUUCUAAGCUUAUGGGUACUUCAGAAAGUAUACAUGUAUUUCAGGGGGAACAAGUGAGAUUUGAUGGUGGGAUUCAGAGUUGCAUUGCCUUUCUAGAGUGGUUUUAGUAUAUUCUUGUGCGGCGUAUUUUGUUUGCCAUUUCGUUGCGAUAUGAGUUAGUAAAGAACGAUGAGUAAGCUAUAUAUGUAGUGUUGUACCCAGACUCUAAACUACGUUGCGUUAUAAUAUUACUGUUUUAUGUGUUGCAUUUUCAUA